Molecule: messenger RNA, 1518 nt
Organism: Fopius arisanus
Lineage: Eukaryota; Metazoa; Arthropoda; Insecta; Hymenoptera; Braconidae
Product: transmembrane protein 26
Exons: 6
Coding region: 1-1518 (505 amino acids)
Source: RefSeq, a predicted model, not a curated record
AUGGCGAGAUUUAUCGCGACAAUUAAAGCAAUAAUAACUCGUCUGGUUUUUGCGUCACACGGGUUCAUCGCAAUUUGGCAAGUGGCAACUUUCAAGAAAAAUCCUCUGUACUGGUACCUGAGCUGUCCAAUUCUGGUGCUUUUCUUCGAGGGACUCUUUACCCUAACGAUAAAGGAAAAUCAAGAGUGGAAAUGGUUUUGUCCUUCAGUAUUUCUCUACCUGGGAAGUGUAGUCCCUGCAAUUUGGCUCCUGGAACUGGACAAAUUGGAGCGAAUAAUGAAACCCUCACCCUCGCAGAUGAAUAUCUCAAAGACCCUGGACUUAUCCCACCUAGCAGCAAAGGAUCUCGAGCAGUUGGAGCAAUUGUUCGGGGUGAAAAUGCAACUCCCUGAGAUCCAGAUAUCCACAGAGACGUGGGUCACCCUGAUAGAGCAGUUCCUGAUGUUAGUUCUGAUUGUGGGUCGAUGGAUGCUGCCAAAAGGUGAUCUGACUCGAGACCAACUGAGUCAAUUGCUCCUCGUUUACAUUGGAACUGCUGCGGACAUCAUCGAGUUCUUCGACUCUUUCAAGGAGCCCAGUAUUUCCUCCGAGUUCAUGCUGGUGUACCUCACCCUGGGCAUCUGGUCCUGGUCUCUCAUUCAAUUUACUGUAGUACUGACUGCCACUAAAUCCAGGAAAUCGAGAUUAUCCACUGGGGCAUCUGUCAGGAUGAAAGUCCAAACUGAAACUAGUUGCUGCAGCAUCGAUGUCUGGGCAAUUGCUCUCAAUAUGAUCCUUCAGGACGCACCGUUCCUCGCGUUUCGCCUGCUGAUUAUAAUUCACUUCAAGAUCGUCAGCUACAUGAACAUCUUCUUCACGUGCAAGAACACUCUGGUGAUUCUUCUGCAACUGUACAGACUUUACGUCGUCCAGACGGAAAAAAAGACACGAAACAGAAAGAGAAGAAGGAGAAUAGACCGUGAGGAACUGCCGAGUAUCAGUAUUGUCUCCAGGGAAGACAUUUAUGGGUGCGAGGAGUGCCGGGGAGGAAGACGACGACGAAGGGAACUCGAAAUUCCUUCAGAGACUGAGUAUUCUUCGGAGGAAUUGAAUCGAUAUGAAUUGACACCGAAAAACUUGGACAGGUGCAAAAGAAAAUCGAAAAAUGACACCGGAUACUCCACCUCCAGCUCCAGGAACUCCUCGAAACACGAGAAAUAUCGAAAAAAAGAGGUGAACAGGAGUUCUUCGACGCGAAGGGCUGAAUUCAGUAAAAAUGAAGUAACUUACGAGGAUGAGAGACAAUCGAAGAUGGACAGGAACUCCAGGAAGUGCCCCAAGAGUUCUAAUCCCGGUAAGUCGACGAUUAAAUCAAAGUCCGAAGGAAAAAAACGAAAGGAGCGAGAAAAAUCGGAAUCCAUUGAGGAAAAUCGAAGCUCUAAUUCUGUCGAGGGAGAUAAAACUGAGAGUGACAGCACAGGAACUGAGUCUGAGUCUGAGCAAAGAUAUCAGCGUCGCAAGCGACGCAGCAGGGAAUGA